Solanum lycopersicum (tomato) is the source of this 1502-nucleotide messenger RNA. RefSeq names its product polyadenylate-binding protein 1-like. NCBI's taxonomy places the organism in Eukaryota, Viridiplantae, Streptophyta, Magnoliopsida, Solanales, Solanaceae. Gene Ontology annotation, molecular function: poly(A) binding. The record is from RefSeq and is a predicted model, not a curated record.
AUUUUCGUUUGGCAUAUGCAUUAGAAAUUUUCAGAUAUUUCGUGUGUGGGAACUGCAAAAGAGAGUUGAGAACAAGGAGAUGAUUUAGUUAGGGUUUAGCAAAUGGAUUCUACAUCAAAUCCAGACACCCAUGAAUCAUGUAUGCAAUAUCUACUGUUUCCUCAAAUGAAUUUGCACUGCAGGCAGAAAAGUGGCUAUCAAGAUCCGGAUGAUGGGCGCCAACGUUUCUUACUGGAACUUGAAAUUCGUUCAUGCCUCGUUAACCCAACUUAUAUUCCACUGUAUCCACACUGCCUGUUCUUUCUUGAGCUUCUCCAAAAUCCAUCAUUUCUUAAUGCAAUUGCACCAAGUUCUGUUCCUCCUGCAUCACUACCAUCAAGUGUAGCCCCUGCAGCCUCUCCAACUCCUGCUCCUACACCUGUUACAGCUGCAGCUCUUUUCCGAUGAAGUAUGCCAUCCCUCCUGGAUUUGGUCUUGCUAAAACUGACCUAAGGAAUGCUUCUGUUGAUCAAAGAAAGAGAAACAGGAAAGACGGAUUCUUUUACUCAUAACACAGACAUCCAACCAAUAGAUUCAUGAAUUAAGGUUGGCUUUCUUCAUCUGUUCCUCCAAUCACCAUUAAGACAAGGUAUCUUGAAGGAAGAUGACUGGAGAAGUUCGCUGCUUUGAACCUAGGCGAUCUUUGUGGCCGAUUCCAGCACCUAAGAAUCCAACUGCUUCUUCUACUCAGGAUGAAAAGGAGGAGGUGGAUUCGCGAUCCAUAUAUGUCGGUAAUGUUGAUUAUGCUUGCAAGCCUGGGGAAGUGCAGCAGCACUUUCAAGUGUGUGGCACUGUUAACAGGGUAACUAUCCUGACUGACAAGCUUGGCCGGCCAAAAGGCUUUGCGUAUGUGGAGUUCUUUGAAAGGGAGUCUGUUAAGAAUGCACUUCUGCUGAACGAAUCAGAGCUUCUCGGGCGGAAGUUGAAGGUAUCUGCCAAGCGGACAAAUGUUCCUGGUAUGAAUCAAUUUCGAGGAGGGCGAUUUAAUCCUUAUGCUGGAUUCCGUCCUCGACGUGCGUUUGUGCCUGGUGCUCCAGUCAUUCCACCUUUUGGAAGGGUUCCAAGGUUCAGACGGUCCAUCCGCUACAGGCCAUACUAGUGAAUUUUAAGCUGGAUUGCAGCCUUCCCUAGAGAAGCAUGGAGCUCGCUUUGUGAAAAGGGCAUCUCCUUGUUUUACUCUCUUUGGUUGAGGGCAAAGGAUGUUCUAAUUCAAAUAAGUCAUUAGCUGACAUAAAUUUCAACUCUGUGGAUGAUGUUUUAGGUUCUGGGGAUUGAGAAUUUUUUUCUUUGCUAGCUUGCUCAGAUGCUUGCAUUUUGGGCAGCAAAUGGAAAAGACAAAUAAAAUAGACAGUUUGUUGAUAGAUGGUUUGAAUUAUGUAUGGUUGUGGUUUGGUCACUCUUAAGCUCCCCUCUCCUGAACCUCCUUAUCCCCAACUUCAAAUCCUAAUAGCUACAUGCAAUAA